Molecule: messenger RNA, 1995 nt
Organism: Saccostrea echinata
Lineage: Eukaryota; Metazoa; Mollusca; Bivalvia; Ostreida; Ostreidae
Product: cytochrome P450 3A18-like
Exons: 13
Coding region: 151-1521 (456 amino acids)
Molecular function (GO): steroid hydroxylase activity; heme binding; oxidoreductase activity, acting on paired donors, with incorporation or reduction of molecular oxygen
Source: RefSeq, a predicted model, not a curated record
UUUCUGUUUGUACAACGAUAAACUAAGCAUUAAUUGUCUUGAAUUGGUUUUCUUUUGAAUGAAAGGUAUUCAAAAUAUAAGUUGAGGUUUUGGAGUAGAUAUGGUGUUCCUCACCCUAAGCCUACAAUAUUUAUAGGCCUCAGCCCUUUGAUGAAAGAUGGUGUUGGAGAAUUUGACUUGAAAAUGCAUUCGACGUACGACAAAGUUGUUGGCAUAUACACGUACCACAAACCAUCCCUCCUGAUACUGGACCCGGAGCUAGCACGAGAUAUUACGAUCAAGGAUUUCUCAACCUUCCCGAAUAGAUCAGCUACUUUUAGGAGAGCAAACGAUAUGAAGGGAAGUCUUACCACACUAAAGGGAGACCAAUGGAGAUUCACGAGGAACACGAUUUCUCCGAUAUUUUCUUCUGGAAAAAUGAGAAAGAUGGCUCCAAUACUUGCACAGUCUUGCGCGAAUUUACUUAAGAAUGUUGAGAACGAAAUGCAUUCUGGACAUCCAAUUGAAUUCAGAAAAAUGUUUGGAGACUUUACAAUGGACGCAAUGGCCUCUAUUGGAUUUGGAAUCGAGUUGGAUUUAUAUAAAGAGAAGAGAAAUGAGUUUGCAAAACAUGGACAUGCACUAUUUGCUGCAUUCACAGGCUUAGGAGCACGUAUUAAUGCAUAUUUUCCGCCCCUAUACUAUCUAAUAUGUCAAUUAGGAUUCGACGUAGAUGGUCUAAACAAGGCAUGUGCAUACUUCAAACAUCUAGUGGAAGAAGCUAAGAAACUUAGAGGAAAUGACCAGGACAGAGCUGAUCUUCUUCAGCUCUUACUUAACGCACAUAAAGAUACUGAAGUUAGUGACACGGAACAAUUCCUAGAAUAUAAAGAUGACAAGGGUCAAUGGAAGAAAAGGGGACUUACAACAGAGGAAGUAAAUGGAAAUUCUAUCGCGUUUCUGACAGUUGGUUAUGGGACCACCUCUGUUACUCUGACGUAUAGUGCAUAUUGCUUAGCAUCAAAUCCAGAAUGCCAAGACAAACUGAUUUCCGAAAUAGAUUCAACUAUUGGACAGGAAGCUCCGGAUUAUGACAGCAUACAGAAGAUGGAGUAUUUAGAUUGUGUUGUAAAAGAAGCACUUCGUUUAAACCCACUGGGUCUAAGGAUCACUAGAGAAAGCCCUCAGGAUGUGGAAAUUGCAGGCUACAUUAUACCCAAAAAUACAGAAAUUGUGAUUCCUGUUUAUGCUUUUCACAGAAGUCAAAAAUACUGGGAGGAACCCUCCAAAUAUAACCCUGACAGGUUUCUUGUGAAAAACAAGUCUAAGCUGACACCAUAUACAUUUCUUCCGUUUGGACUGGGUCCCAGGAACUGUGUUGCUAUGAGAUUGGGUUAUAUGGAAACCAAAUGUGCCAUCGUGACUAUUCUACAGAAAUACAAAUUUGUGCCAUACGAGAAAAACGAGAUUCCGAUGGAAAUGGAUUCUAAAGGCCAUCAGAAGCCGAGAAAUGGGACGUUCUUGAAAUUGGAAAAAAGAUAGUCUCUCCCAGCUUAGAUUAUUGAAUCAAUAUUUUUUCUUCUGGCAAUUAUUACAAUAAACGGAAAUUUAUAUGGUGAAAAUUGUUUGAACAAUAUACAAGAAAUUCAAUAUGGAGGUAGGUCAGAUACAUUCAUCUCCACCUUUUAUUGAUAUUUUUCAAUAUUUUUGUUAUUAAUCGUAAAUAGUACAACAAACAAUAUUCAAACAAACAAAAACGUACACAUGUUUUUACGGUAGCCAAUGAUGAUGUAUAUCUACUAGAUAUAUGUUGAUGUGCUAAAUGUGCAAAAGAGACCCUCCGAAAAAAUGUGAUUAAAUCUUAACUGGUAGAUUGAUUUUUUUUUUCGCUUUACAAAAAUUCGUUUUUUAUACCUAUUUUAGGUUUGAUGUUUUAGGUUAUAAUUAAUCAGCCUUUGUCUAUUUUAGCAUAUAUUGUUUUUUUUCACGUUUUGUUAUAUUAUUUUUAAUUUUUAU